AUGCAAGCUCCGAUGAUUUCGGUGCCUCUUAAGGCUACGAAUGAGAUUGACUGGAUUCAGCCUCUCAAGCAAUAUAUUAGGCAGACGUACGGCGACGAUCCAGAGCGUUAUGCUGAAGAAUGUGCUACGCUAAACAGACUCCGUCAGGAUAUGCGUGGUGCAGGUAAGGAAAGUGCCUCGGGGCGAGAUCUACUCUACAGAUAUUAUGGACAGCUUGAGCUCUUGGAUCUUAGAUUCCCUGUUGAUGAGAAUCAUAUCAAAAUCUCUUUUACCUGGUUCGACGCUUUCACACACAAGCCCACCUCUCAGUACUCACUCGCAUACGAGAAGGCAUCUAUCAUAUUCAAUAUAGCAGCUGUACUUUCGUGCCAUGCAGCCCAUCAAAAUCGAUCCGAGGACUCUGGACUAAAGACUGCUUAUCACUCUUUUCAAGCAUCGGCGGGUAUGCUAACAUACAUCAAUGAAAACUUUCUACAUGCUCCCUCCACCGAUCUAAGCCGUGAUACAGUUAAAACAUUGAUACAUAUCAUGUUGGCACAAGGACAAGAGGUAUUUUUAGAAAAGCAAAUUGCGGACGGAAAAAAAAUUGGGUUGCUAGCAAAACUUGCCAGUCAGGCCGGCUUUCUUUACACUCAAGUCUUGGAGGGGACACAAGAGAAUGUUAAAAAAGCUAUUUUUGAGAAGGUCUGGCUCUUAGUUGUACAGAUCAAAUCUGCAUAUAUGACAUCCCUCGCACAGUACUACCAAGCUCUAGCUGAUGAUGAUGCUAACUCACACGGAACUGCCAUAUCACGUCUUCAAAUUGCUGAAUCGUCUAUUAAAGAAGCAAGCAAGCUCGCAAAUAGUUUUCCAGGAACAGUACCAGUAAAUUCAAACCUUACUGCAGAAUCUGGCAUGAUAUUUCUGGACAUUGUUAAGCGGCAUCUUACGAUUAUUCAGAAGAAACUUUCGGAACUUACAAAAGAUAAUGAUUAUAUUUACCAUCAAACCGUGCCUACUGGGGCGGGCUUAGCCACCAUACCAAAACUACCAGCGGCUAAGGCAAUACCCAUUAGCGAGUUAUAUGCAGGGCAAGACAUUCAACGUAUUACAGGACCUGAUAUAUUUCAGAGGAUUGUCCCUAUUUCUGUAACCGAGUCGGCUAGUUUAUAUGAUGAGGAGAAAGCCAAAUUGAUAAGAGCAGAGACAGAACGUGCCGAGAUAGCAAACAGCGAAAUGGCUGCUAGCUUAGACUACCUUCAUCUGCCAGGAGCAUUACAAAUUAUAAAGGGUAAUACAGACCAAGAACUCAUGGUAGAUGAUGAAUUAAAAAGCUGGUGUCAGGAUGUCGCAAGUUAUGAAGCUCCACAACCUGCUUUAGACUAUCUGAAAUCAAGCCGCGAAAAGAUUAUAGGAAUUUUGGAUAAAUGCUCCCUUCAGCUAGACAUGGAGGAAAGCAUCUGUGAAAAAAUGCGCUCCAAACAUGAAGUUGACUGGACUCAACAGCCAAGUUCAAUGCUCACAAAAACACUGAGGGGUGAGAUUAAGAGCUACCGAGAGGCGCUCGAAGAGGCUUCACGCAGUGAUAGUCAGCUUAAUGCCGGACUCAGUCGCCACAGGGCUACUAUCGACGAGAUGUGUUCUGCUGGUCAGAAUGGCGAUGCGGAUGUAUUAUUCCAAAAUGCCCUGAUAAACACCCAUGGAAAGAAAGUUGUAGAGAAUACAACAGGAGAAGGCAACCUUCUAGACACUGACUUCGGAAGUGACGGGCCUAGCGUCAUGGAUCAAGUCGCAAGGGCUGAGGACAUACUCAAAAGGUUGAGUCUUAUAAAGCGUGAGAGAGCUCAGGUGCUUAAAGAUCUGAAAGAAAAGGUUCGCAACGACGACAUUUCACAGGUUCUCAUUUUGAACAAAAAAUCAAUCUCAAAUUACGAGACCGAGUUAUUCCAAGCUGAGCUUGAGAAAUUCCGACCUCAUCAGAGUCGUCUGCUUUCGGCGAAUCACAAGCAGUCAGCUUUGAUGAAGGAGCUUACCGCAAUACUUAAUACUCUUUUACAAGAUAAACGAGUCAUAGCCGAGCAGCGAAAACUCGAAAGUCUAACACGGCAGCGCUCAGCCAUUAAGUGCAAGUAUCAACGAGUUUACCAAGAGUUUUUGGAACUUACGACAGGACUGGAGUCGGCUAAAGAUUGGUAUUGCGAGAUGAUGGACACAGUGAAUAGCCUACAAAAAAAUGUGGAAACCUUUGUUAAUAAUCGUCGUUCUGAAGGUGCUCAGCUGCUCAGUAAAAUUGAACAGGAACAACAACACGCAAGAUAUGUUGACGGUGGAGAAUCUGAAAGGAUGCGCGAUAUGAUGGAACGAAUGUCUAUGAAUCCAAAUGCGCGCGUUGCAGACUUGAUGGACUCAACUACAGUGAUGCCUCGCUGA
This is a messenger RNA of Blumeria graminis f. sp. triticale, 2409 nucleotides long. The record is from the annotation of a GenBank genome assembly. Lineage: Eukaryota; Fungi; Ascomycota; Leotiomycetes; Helotiales; Erysiphaceae.